Molecule: messenger RNA, 1276 nt
Organism: Aspergillus fijiensis CBS 313.89
Lineage: Eukaryota; Fungi; Ascomycota; Eurotiomycetes; Eurotiales; Aspergillaceae
Exons: 6
Coding region: 1-1167 (388 amino acids)
Biological process (GO): reciprocal meiotic recombination
Cellular component (GO): synaptonemal complex
Molecular function (GO): ubiquitin protein ligase activity
Source: RefSeq, a predicted model, not a curated record
AUGGAUUUUUACCUUCGAUGCAAUUCCCUCAAAUGUCGAGCCCAGCUGAAAGAGAGAGCAGUCGUCACGACCUGCUCACACAUCUUCUGUCUCCAAUGUGCCAGCAAUCUAGGUCUUUCACAUCCAACGUCAGUCGACCGUCGUUGCCCAGCCUGCCAAACCAUCCUCGUCAAUCCAGACGACGCGGUCGCCACCAUCCUCAACCCGUCCGAAGACUACAAGACGAGCGUGCUCAGCGGACUGGACCCGAACACGAUCAUGGAAUGCGCCGGCCGGGCCCUGCUGUUCUGGACGUACCAGACCACUCAGGAAGUCUUCUACCAAGAGUUCCUCGGAAAGACUCUCACCGAGAAAUACACCAACCUCAACACCCAGAUGGACAAGGUCAUCCACAACGCCAACUCGGAGAUCUCUGCCCUACAAGCACGAAUAUCAGACAUGCAAACGACGCAAGAGCAACUCCGCAAAAAGAACCAAGAGCUCGUCGACAUGUACCGCGAGAAAUGCACCCGCUUCACGCAGAUCACCAACCUGUACAACUUGCUGAAAUCGCGCGCCAUGAAGUCGCAGAUGCAGACCGCGGCGACGGACUCGGUCCAUCAGACCUUGAACUCGCUGCCGCUGCCUCUUCCUCCUCUGGCGCACUCACAGUCACACCAAACCUCCAUGCCCCCGCAGACGCCCCUGCACCGGUACCCGGUGGACCGCGAGGGCGUGGAACAGCUGCACCGGCACCAACGCAGCGGAACGGGGAGCUCGAAGGGGGCGGCGACGCAGCAGCAGAAGCAGAAGAAGAAACAGAAACAGAACGCGGAUGCGGUGGCUAUGCCUCCUCCGCUGCCGCCGGGGCGGUUACUGGGUGAUCCGCGACAUCGUACGACGAGCACCCAGCACCGCACACGGCUAGGUGGUGGAAGUGGAGGCGGUGGCUCCAGCACGCGCCCAACGACCGGAUCCUCGACGCUCCCGCACGACAGCGUGCUGCUCGCGCGGUUCGGAGCCGACGGCGGACCGAAUAAUCCUUUUCUUGUCGGUGGCCCUGCAGCCAGGGACAGGGACAGGGACGGGGACUUACUGUCCAGAGCCGACGGAGGACAUCUGCGCCAUGCCGGCUACCCCGGGGAGCCUCCGAGCGUGAGGCCAUACUUCGACAGUACGGGGCUGUAGCCCUAUACUUGCAUUACAGGAGGCCUCCUCUUGGAGAAUCGGUAGCGUAGCUAAGUAAGGGGUGGUGAGAGGUUGAAACAAGGUUUGGUGUGGUGGGACCGGAUCUUCC